Messenger RNA from Nerophis lumbriciformis (worm pipefish), 5214 nucleotides. Lineage: Eukaryota; Metazoa; Chordata; Actinopteri; Syngnathiformes; Syngnathidae. The record is from RefSeq and is a predicted model, not a curated record.
AUGGGGGAUCCCAGCCUGGACGACUCCAACGUCAAGGUGGCGGUCCGCGUUCGGCCCAUGAACAGGAGAGAAAAGGAAUUAAACACCAAGUGUGUGGUGGAGAUGGUGAAGAAUCAGACCGUCCUCCAUCCUGCACUGACCAACCUAGGCAAGGGCGACUCCAGGAAUCAGUCCAAGGUGUUUGCAUAUGACUACUGCUUCUGGUCUAUGGAUGAAUCGGACAAAGAGAGAUUUGCCGGUCAAGAGGUGGUGUUUCAGUGCCUUGGGGAAAGUCUUCUUCAUAAUGCCUUCCUUGGCUACAAUGCCUGUAUCUUUGCCUACGGACAAACCGGAUCCGGAAAGUCCUACACCAUGAUGGGUUCGGGGGACCAGCCGGGCCUCAUACCACGACUCUGUAGCGCGUUGUUCGACCGCACGCAGAAGGAGCAGCGUGAGCAGGAGAAGUUCACCGUGGAGGUCUCCUACAUGGAGAUCUACAACGAAAAGGUCCGCGAUCUGCUGGACCCCAAAGGGGGCAGACAAACACUGAGAGUGAGAGAGCACAAAGUGCUGGGUCCAUAUGUGGAUGGCCUGUCUCGGUUAGCCGUGGCUUGCUAUAAGGACAUUGAGGUGCUGAUGUCAGAGGGCAAUAAGUCUCGCACCGUCGCUGCCACCAAUAUGAACGAGGAGAGCAGUCGAUCGCACGCCGUCUUCAACAUCAUCCUCACGCACACCCUGACGGACGUGCAGUCUGGGACAAGUGGUGAGAAAGUGAGUCGGCUGAGUCUAGUGGAUCUGGCUGGGAGUGAGCGAGCGACAAAAACCGGAGCGGCGGGAGAGCGUCUCAAGGAAGGAAGUAACAUAAACAAGUCGCUGACUACACUGGGCCUGGUGAUCUCCGCUCUAGCAGAGCAAGGAACUGCCAAGAACAAGAACAAGUUUGUUCCUUACCGAGACUCUGUUCUGACAUGGCUGCUGAAGGACUGUCUCGGCGGGAACAGCCGCACGGCCAUGGUGGCCACGGUGAGCCCGGCGGCCGACAAUUACGAAGAGACGCUGUCCACGUUGCGCUACGCCGACCGGGCGAAGAGCAUCGUCAACCACGCCGUCGUCAACGAGGACCCCAACGCUCGCAUCAUCCGGGAGCUGCGCGAGGAAGUGGAGAAGCUGCGAGUGCAGCUCACUCAAGCCGAGUCAAUGAAAGCCCCUGAGCUCAAAGAGCGCUUGGAAGAGUCUGAAAAGUUGAUUCACGAGAUGACCAUCACGUGGGAGGAUAAACUUCGCAAAACGGAGGAGAUUGCACAGGAGCGUCAGAAGCAGCUGGAAAGUCUGGGUAUUUCCCUUCAGUCGUCUGGCAUUAAAGUGGGAGACGAUAAGAGCUUUCUUGUCAACCUGAAUGCAGACCCGGCACUCAACGAGCUUUUAGUGUACUAUUUAAAGGAGACCCACACACAGGUGGGCUCGGCAGAUUCCCAGGAUAUUCAGCUAUGUGGCAUGGGCAUCCAGGCCGAGCACUGCGUCAUUGAUAUCGGUGCCGAUGGCGCCGUCAUCCUCACGCCGUACCCUAAUGCUCGGACGUGUGUAAAUGGGUCUCCAGCCACGUGUGCGCUGCAGCUUCACCAUGGCGACCGAAUCCUUUGGGGAAACAACCAUUUCUUCAGGAUUAACCUUCCCAAGCGUCGCACUCGGACCAUCGAGGACGAGGAGGGUGACGGCAGCGCAAUGAAAAAGAGCGGCAGCAACGAGCAGCUGGAUGCGGACGGGGACUCGGCCAGCGAAGCGUCCAGCGAAGUCAGCUUCUCCUAUGAGUUCGCUCAGACCGAAGUCAUGAUGAAGGCUCUUGGUAACAACGACCCCAUGCAGAGUGUCCUGCAGUCGCUGGAGAGGCAGCACGAGGAGGAGAAACGCUCAGCCCUGGAGCGUCAGAGGCAGAUGUACGAACAGGAGCUCCAGCAGCUGCGUCGCAAGCUUAAUCCCGAUCGCCUAUCCGGGGGCCUUCCGGGACCGCCCAGCGCUGGUCAGCAGUCUCAUUACCGCAGCAUGGAGAGACUCAGUGUGGGAGGCAUGAGCCACUCCAGCAGCGCUCAGAGCAGGCUGAGACAGUGGAGUGAGGACAGGGAAGCCGUGUUGGUGAGGAGCUUGAGGCGACUGCGGGAGCAAAUUGUGAGAGCCAACCUUCUAGCGCAAGAGGCAUGCUUUAUCGCCGAAGAGCUGGAACGCCACACAGAGUACCGAGUCACCUUACAGAUCCCUUCAGACAACCUCAAUGCCAACCGCAAGAGGGAUGCUGUGCUCAGCGAACCCGCCAUUCAGGUGCGACGUCGUUGCCGCGGCAAGCAAAUCUGGAGCUUGGAGAAGACUGAAAACCGUCUGGUGGACAUGAGGGAGCUCUAUCAGGAGUGGCAAGACUACCAUCAGCACGACAACGACAACCCUGGUAUGCGCUCGUAUUUCCGCAGGGCCGACCCGUUUUUCGAUGAGCAAGAGAACCACAGCCUCAUCGGCGUGGCCAACGUCUUUCUGUCCUGCCUUUUCUAUGACGUCAAGCUGCAGUAUGCUGUGCCCAUCAUCAACCAGAAAGGAGAGGUGGCCGGCCGUCUCCAUGUGGAGGUGGUAAGGGUCGGAGGGGCUCUGGAGGACAACAUCGCCGGAGGAGACGAUCCAGAAAACAAUUUGGAUUUAGAAAUUCAAGACCGUAAACUUGUCUGUAUGAUUAAAAUCCUACAGGCCACCGGUCUCCCCCAGCACCUUUCCAACUUCGUCUUCUGCCAGUACUCGUUCUGGGACCAGCCCGAGCCCAUCAUCGUGGCCCCCGAGGUGGACCCUUCAUCCUCGUCACCCGGCAGCAAGGACCCGCACUGCAUGGUGGUGUUCGACAGCUGCAAAGAGCUGGCCGUGUCCGUGUCGGAGGACUUCAUCGAAUACUUGACUGAAGGGGCUGUCGCCAUCGAGGUGUUUGGACAUAGGCAGGCGGACGCGGGCAGGAACCCGGCCUUGUGGGACCUCAGCAUAAUCCAGGCCAAGACGCGAACGCUGCGAGACAGGUGGAGUGAGGUAACACGGCGGCUGGAGCUCUGGAUCCAAAUACUGGAGAUUAACGAGAACGGAGACUUUGUCCCGGUCGAAGUCGUUCCCGCCCGUGACGUCAACACUGGCGGAAUCUUUCAGCUUCGACAAGGUCAAGCUAGGAGAAUCCAGGUGGACGUUCGCUCCGUUCAGGACUCGGGCACAAUGCCGCUCAUAUCUGAGAUCGUGCUGGCUGUAUCGGUGGGCUGUGUGGAAAUUACAAACACCAUCGGCGGCCCUGACGGAGAUGAGAUGGACAGUUAUCAGGAGAGAGACCUGGAACGUUUGCGACGUCAGUGGUUGGCAGCGCUCACCAAGAGGCAGGAAUACUUGGACCAGCACUUGCAAAAUCUGGUUAGCAAAGCAGAAAAAACUGAAGACGACAUGGAGAGGGAAGCGCAGCUGCUUGAAUGGCGCUUGACACUGACAGAAGAGCGCAACGCCGUCAUGGUGCCAUCAGCAGGCAGUGGUAUUCCAGGAGCCCCUGCAGAAUGGGUUCCACUCCCAGGAAUGGAGACUCACAUUCCAGUCCUCUUUCUCAACCUCAAACCUGACGACUUGAGCUCCCAAGACCAGUUUGAGGUACCUGACGCGGGAGGCUGGGACGCCACGCUCAUCGGCGAAGACGAGGACGACUUCUUUGACCUACAGAUCGUCAAACACUACGACGGCGAGGUGAAGGCGGAAGCAUCGUGGGACUCCACCGUCCACGAGUGCCCGCAGCUGAGCCGCGGGGGCGCUUGGCCCGACAGCCGGGUGUACCUCACCGUGCGCACGGUGGUGCAGCUCAGCCACCCGGCCGACAUGCAGCUAGUGCUGAGGAAGAGAAUCUGCGUCAACGUCAACCCCGGGCGUCAGGGCUUCGCGCACAACUUCCUCAGGAGGAUGUCCGCGCGCAGCACCAUCCCUGGAUGUGGCGUCACCUUUGAGGUGGUCUCCAACAUCCCAGGGGACUCCCCUGGAUCAGAGGACAGGGAGAUGCUGGCCCGCCUCGCCGCUAACGCUCACAGCAGCGAGUCGGCCGAUGACGAAGCUGCUAUUGAGAAGUACUUGCGCAGUGUGCUCAGUCUUGAGAACAUCCUUACUCUUGACAGACUCAGACAGGAGGUGACGGUGAAGGAGCAACUCGCCGCCAGAGGACGAAACAACCGGCGAAGUCUGAGUUCUCCAUCUGUUAACAGGCUGUCUGGAAGUAGACAAGACUUGUCCACCACCUGCCUGCUGGAAGACAAGGGUCGCUGGGAGAGUCAGCAAGACAUCUUCAUGCCGUCUGCGUAUCACCGCACACUUCCGCGUCCGGCUUCGUCGCCCUCUACCUACUGUCCCUCACCGCCAACGCCGCCAUCGUCCAACGCUGUCAGCUUACCGCAGGAGCAAGAGCAAGGUCGUUCAGGACUCGCUGCCUCUUAUCUUUCAGUCAAGGCGUUGGUUCCGCAGAUGCCCAAAUUGCUCAAGUCUUUGUUUCCGGCGCGCGACGACAAGAAGGAACUGAGGCCGUCGCCGCACAGCCAGCAGCAGCACGUGCCGCGCAUCGUGUCGCCACCAGGGGGAGACGAAAACCGACUAAAGGUGGACACGGCCGCCCCUCUCCCACGAGCACCAGCCAGAGAGCGGCGCUCCGACCCGGCCGACGCCCCUCCUCCUCUCCCCGCGCCCGACCCGCAUGACGGCACCCCCCUCAGCCCGCUCAGCCAGUCGUCCAGCGGCUACUUCUCGGCCAGCGUUUCCACGGCGACCCUGUCCGACGUCCUACGACCCCCCUCUUCUUCGUCCUCGUCCUCCUCCCUCGUCCUCGCCGACGCCGCCAAUCACGACGGCGCCGCCUCGCGCCGCUUCCUCUCUGAACAGAAGCAGACGGACGACUGGCUGAGGGACGGCGUCCGCGUGAACCUCGGGACCGGAAAGGCAGGCACCGUGCGCUACGUGGGAGCCACGCACUUUGCCGAAGGCGUUUGGGUGGGCGUGGAGCUGGACUCCCCCGCAGGUAAACACGACGGCUGCGUGGGCGGCCACCGUUACUUCCAAUGUCGGCCGGCGCACGGCAUUCUGGUCCGGCCCGAGCGCCUGACCUGCCGCGACGGGCGACGCGGCCCCCCGGAGCCGACCGCGCCUCGCGCCGCCCACGUUCCCGUCCUCAAAGGUGAGAACCGGAAGUCCUGGAGCAGCUGA